AUUUAUAAUAUAUUAUUAUAAAUAUAAAAAUAAUCUGUAUACAAUGCAAUAUGUAAAUUAACGUUUUACAUACCAUAUGUAAUCUACGCUGGAUUAUAGAUAAGACAGAUUAGAUUUUAUCAGAAAUAAUGAAAAUUGUGUAUGUUGUAUUUUUUAAUUUAAAAUUUUUAAUAUUAUAUAUAUAAUAUGUGUUUAUUUUACCAAUGCUAUCUAAAGUCAGAUAUAUUAAUAACUUAAUUUUAUUAAUUUAAUAAAUUUUUCUAUACUAUGAUAUCCAAUUUAUAAUAAUUUUAUAUACAUUACUUGAAUUGUUUCUAUAUGAAAAAGAUGUUUAUAAAUAUAUAACAUAAACAAUACGUAAAUAAUCCGUAUUAGAUAUGAUUAAUUGAAUUUUAUGACAUAAUCCUACUCCAACGCAUCUAACUUCGUGUAAAACCUGUAGAACGCAGCGCCUUGUCUAAUAAUUUAGUAGAGGGCGCAAAGUUCGCAUAUCGCGUGCACUGCCACAUUGGUGCAGGAGGAGCCAUUAGAAUUUUUCCAUUGGAACACCAAUCAGAAAAUUUACACGUACUCAGAAUGUCUGGCCAUCUGAAGUUAACUGCAUUCCGAGAUUUCAGUGCAUGUAACGUAUUCUAGAAAUUGGAACUCAGCUAACUUCAUAGUAUUCCUGUCGGGGGUGGUGUGUGUGUGUGUGGUGUGUGUAUAUUAUGAUGUCUAUGUGUGUAUGUAACACAGUGCAUCCAAUAGAUUCACUAUUAAUUAGCCAAUUGUCGUCACGCUAGCAACAGAAGUCGCGUGUGAAAUGUAAGUGGGAUUAGACGCUUUUUACUUGAAAUUUUUGCUUGAAAGUAGUUGAUGAAGCUAACCGCAUGAAUACAUGGGAUUUAUUAAAUCCAGAAAAAAAGAAAAAAUUAAACACCUUAUGUUCAUUAUAAUAUUAUAUUCAACUUUGAUAAAAAAAAAACAUGACUGUUUUCCUGAACAAAUUUAACUCGAUUUGGGAAUUGAGGACCAUAAAACAUCAAUUAUAUCUGACUAAGUUUCGUGACAUAUCAGCUAUAAAAAUACACUAGAAUAACAGGAUGGUCCAGAGACCAGUUUGCGUUGCAAUCAAGCAUUGAUGGAUUAUGAGAGGAAAGUGGGGAAAGCAAUCUGUCAAGCAACUUAUAAAUACCUAUUGUCGAUAGCGACUAACGAGUUAAAUUACAAAGUUUAUCAUAAGUUUACGUAUAGUCUGCAAUGCAAUAUUGCAACAGAUAAUUGACCACGAUAUUCCACAUCGUGUGAUAAAACGCAGCCAUGAAUUCGGCAAAGAGUAAUGGGGAGACUGGCAAUGGGCUAGAAGACCUUGGUAUACCAGGACAGGUGUACUUGAGAGAUGCUUUGACAAGUUGUACAGAUCCACUGAAAGCCAUUGAAGGAUUUCAGCUGGAAAAUGGUAUAUUGCUACCAUCAUUGCGGCCCAUGUUACCUUUACUCGAUCUGCAUGGAGUCAGAAGGUUAGAUUUUCAUGCCUCUGUUCUUGAAGAACUUCGGGAGAAACUGAUCAAACAGAUUGACGAGAUUGGCGCGGAAAGGGCGGACAAGGGCACUGGAGACAAGAGACUAAAGGAAUUGUUAUCAAAAAGUUUCCCUGCUGUUAGAGUCCCCGCCUUACGACCUGUUGUCAUGUGUAUCCUGAGGAAUACCCUGCACAUUGACGACAAAUAUCUACGAGUGUUGGUUAGGGAGAGAGAACUGUACAAUGAUGCUGAUACAGAAGUAAAACGCCAGAUAUGGAAAGAUAAUCAGAGUCUUUUCGGCGACGAAGUCUCGCCGCUGUUCAGUCGUUAUAUCAUUGAGAAAGAACAGAUUCUCUUUGAUCAUCGCAACUUGAACAGCCUCUUUUUCACACCCUCUCCCAAGAUGAGGAGACAAGGGGAAGUUGUACAGAAGUUAGCUCACAUGAUUGGGCAUAGUGUAAAACUGUAUGAUAUGGUACUGCAGUUUUUAAGGACUUUGUUCUUACGCACAAAGAACGUCCAUUAUUGCACCUUAAGAGCAGAACUGUUAAUGGCAUUACACGAUUUAGAGGUGCAAGAUAUUAUUUCUGUAGAUCCAUGUCAUAAAUUUACCUGGUGUCUGGAUGCAUGCAUCCGAGAAAAGAAUGUGGAUAUUAAAAGAUCUCGUGAGUUGCAGGGCUUCCUGGACAGUAUUAAGAGAGGUCAGGAGCAGGUGUUAGGGGAUCUAAGUAUGAUUUUGUGCGAUCACUAUGCGGUAAACUUUCUCGCUAGCAGUGCAAUCAAAAUAGCGCUUCAUUUGAUAAACGGUGAAGCGUUGCCCCGAGAAAACUCAGUACUUGUACUAUUGUUGAGAAUGCUCGCGUUAGGCCUUUCUGCUUGGCAGAUGAUUGAUUCGCAAGACUUUAAGGAGCCAAAACUAGACAGCCAAGUUGUCACAAAAUUCCUGCCAGCACUUAUGUCACUCAUGGUUGACGAUCAAAUAAGACAGCUCAAUUGUAGACUUCCACCUGAUGAGAGAGAAAGUGCAAUCGCGAUCAUAGAACAUUCCGGACCACCCCCUGACGCGUGCCAAGCGUAUGCUCAACUAUCUGGAGUAGCGGCAGUUCUGUCUAUGUACUACGCAUUACACGUUGGAGGUGGUGGUGGAGUUGGAAAGAGCAGAGGAGAUGCCAGAGGUUUAAUGAGGGUAUUAGCGACAUUACCGAAUUGUCAAGCGCAGCGAGCUUUUGAGGAUCCAUUUCUACACACACUGGUUUCGUUAUUAAUAUUGAACAUGGCUGACGAAUUCUCUAACGAGUCUUUCUGUACAGUUAUCUUUGACGAGUUUUUCUUGGCCGGCCUAGGUAGGGACAAUGUUACAAGACAUCUAUUGAAAUUACUUUGGUAUAUACAUCCUAAAUUGCCGUCCGCGCGAUUACAUUCGUUACUGAAAGCCUUGCAACCAACAAGUCAGCAUAACGAAGCAGUCCACACUCUUUACGAAUCUUUGCGUGACAAAGUUGGCAAUUAUUCUACAGAGGACCAGUUAAUAGCGACAGCUCAAAUGGAUCCAUUAAGUCUCGAUUGUUCUACCUCUGUAUUUACAGGAAUACCAUCGUCAACAUCGAGCACGUGUCCACUUUAAUAUUCAAUUUAAGAAAAGUGAAAAAAAAGGAAGAGUGAUUUGAGCUUCCUUGGUUUACGAAUGCAAGAGUGAUCACUGUGAUGUGUACUAUCAUGUAUCUUCUAAUUUAAUUUUUUGUCUUCAAUAUAUCCAUGACUUGUCAUGGAGAAAGGAGGAGUUUUUGAUAAUUUUUUAAUAACAAAAAACAAUGUAAUUAUAAAGUAACUAAAAAAUUGUGCGAGAUAUUGAGAAAAAACCGUACAAAGUAUUAUACAGAAUAUUAUAUUUUCAAAAAUAUAUUUUACGUCAAAUUAAAUAUAAUAAAAUAAAAA
This is a messenger RNA of Monomorium pharaonis (pharaoh ant), 3437 nucleotides long. RefSeq names its product negative elongation factor B (gene NELF-B). The record is from RefSeq and is a predicted model, not a curated record. Gene Ontology annotation, cellular component: NELF complex; nucleus. Lineage: Eukaryota; Metazoa; Arthropoda; Insecta; Hymenoptera; Formicidae. Gene Ontology annotation, biological process: negative regulation of transcription elongation by RNA polymerase II. The coding region runs from base 1300 to 3126 and encodes 608 amino acids. The transcript is spliced from 9 exons.